CGGUAUGAACGAUGAACGAUUAGCUCCUUCGUUGCGAGUCGUUCGUUCACGGCACAAGAUUAUGUGCCGGCACAUUCGUGCGAGUCGUUCAUGAGCGACCCAGCUCUAGACUGUUCGUGGUGUGUUCGUGUUCUUUGGCCUGAAGGCUGUUGUCAAAAUUUUCGAAACCGGAUUUUAUUUUACCUAUCAUAUUUUAGUGGUCAAAUUUGUAAUAAUUAUUGUGAAAUAUAGAGUGUCUAAUACUUAUUUACAUAUUUCAUAUAGGUGGAAAUGUCCGCAGCUCAGGUAUUUAAUCGGAUUGGACAAUUUGGUCUAGGUGUAGCUCUUGUCGGUGGUGUAAUUAAUUCUGCUUUGUAUAAUGUGGAUGGUGGACAUAGAGCAGUUAUAUUUGACCGAUUUGCUGGAAUUAAAAAGCAAGUUAUUGGUGAAGGAACCCACUUCUUUAUUCCAUGGGUCCAGAAACCUGUAAUAUUUGAUGUAAGGUCAAGACCUAGAAAUAUACCUGUAGUAACUGGAAGUAAAGAUCUUCAGAAUGUAAAUAUUACACUGCGUAUUUUAUUCAGACCUGUACCAGAUCAACUACCAAAGAUUUACACAAUUUUGGGUCAAGACUAUGAGGAACGUGUUUUGCCCUCUAUUACAACGGAAGUUUUGAAAGCUGUAGUUGCUCAAUUUGAUGCUGGAGAAUUGAUCACACAGCGAGAUUUAGUUUCCCAAAAAGUGAGUGAUGAUUUGACGGAAAGAGCUGCACAGUUUGGAGUUAUUUUAGAUGACAUUUCUAUUACACAUUUAACAUUUGGAAGAGAGUUCACUCAAGCUGUAGAAUUGAAACAAGUUGCACAACAGGAAGCCGAAAAGGCUAGGUUCUUAGUAGAAAAGGCUGAACAAACCAAGAAAGCUACAGUUAUAUCUGCCGAAGGAGAUGCACAAGCUGCCAUUUUAUUAGCAAAAGCUUUUGGUGAUGCUGGCGAAGGGUUGGUAGAGCUUAGAAGAAUUGAGGCUGCUGAAGACAUUGCUUAUCAACUGUCCAGGUCAAGACAAGUUUCCUAUCUGCCAGGAGGACAAAAUCUAUUAUUAAAUGUUCCAACUCCCGGCAAUUAAAAAGUAAAGCACGUACUGUAGCAUUUAUUUACUUAUACAUAAGAAGUAUGCCAGGUGUUUUUAUGUGAGUGCAAAUUUAUAUACUUCUGAAAUUUCAUUAUGGGCAAUGUUUUAUGGAUAUUGUACAUAUAAUGAACAGUUAUUUUUUAUAAUAUUAGUGCAGAUUGUACUGUUCUCUGUCAUUAAUAAAUUGUUGUAAAUUUA
Molecule: messenger RNA, 1305 nt
Organism: Anoplophora glabripennis (Asian longhorned beetle)
Lineage: Eukaryota; Metazoa; Arthropoda; Insecta; Coleoptera; Cerambycidae
Product: protein l(2)37Cc
Exons: 5
Coding region: 271-1101 (276 amino acids)
Biological process (GO): mitochondrion organization
Cellular component (GO): membrane; mitochondrion
Source: RefSeq, a predicted model, not a curated record